AGGCUCGCAACUCUUCUUCAUCUUCAUCGUCAUCGUCAAGGCUAAGACGCAGAAGAGGUAUGGCAAUGUCGAGUGGUGGUGUUGGCCUUCUGGGCUCUGCAGCUGCCCUCUUGGGUAGUCCUGUAGCUGGGACGUCGAUGCGUGGUCAUACCAAUGUCGCCAUGUGGAGUUGUCCUCUUCCUCCUCCUUUUCGCCAUUGCGACCUCCGAAGGCACUCCUCUUCUCUAUCUUCUCCUCCACCUUCUCCUCCUUUUGUGGUGGCCGUGGCCGCUACCGACUCCUCCAAUCAGGUCAGCCCGACCCAGCAGCCGUCCGAAUCUAAGAGCAACAAGUACCACUUCGUGGUUGCGAAUGCCAAAUUCAUGCUGGACGAGGAGGAGCACUUCCAGGAGCUUCUUUUCGAGCGCCUCCGCAACUACGGCGAGCGCAACAAGGAGCAGGACUUCUGGCUUGUCAUCGAGCCCAAGUUCCUCGACAACUUCCCCAAUAUCACCAAGCGAUUGCGCCGGCCUGCUGUCGCUCUUGUCUCCACCAACGCUACCUGGAUCACGUUCAUGAAGUUGAGGCUGGAUAGAGUGUUAGCUGAUAGCUAUGAGGCAGAUAGCCUAGAAGAAGCAUUGGCUUCUAAUCCCAUCCACGUAGAGUUUGACAAGCCGGCGAAUUGGGUCGCACCUUAUCCAAAGUAUGAAUACGGAUGGUGGGAGCCCUUCUUGCCCGCGGGAUGCAGAGAAUCAAAAGUGUAGUACUUACUUUCUUGGUGUUGCCCAUUAGGCUUUAAUUUCCUUUUACUUUAAAGCUGAGCUUAUCCUUGUCUACAAUAAUAUUAACUAGCUAUUGGCGAGGUAUCAGGAUGUCCGCAUGAUUUUUGUU
Molecule: messenger RNA, 870 nt
Organism: Rhodamnia argentea
Lineage: Eukaryota; Viridiplantae; Streptophyta; Magnoliopsida; Myrtales; Myrtaceae
Exons: 3
Coding region: 60-743 (227 amino acids)
Source: RefSeq, a predicted model, not a curated record